AUGGCAGCUGAGGUGUACAAGCCAGCCCCUGUCAGGGAGGUGGAGAGAGGUGAAGGCCAGGACUCCAUAGAGCCGAAGUCUCAGCUUCACAACAAGGAGAACGACCAGCAUGGUGGACCCUCAGAGUUCAGAGCCAUGGAGGCCCCGCUGCCAAAGGUCAACCCCUGGACCAAGAAGAGCAACGGGCCACCGCUGGCCCAUGUGUACGGUGCUCCGGGGCACACAGACCUUCCAUGCCCUGCAAAGAUUGUAAAAGCUGCAAAACCCGUGUCUAAAAAGGCUAGUGACUUCAGUGACAUCACUAACUGGCCAACACCGAGUGAAACUGCCAACCAUGUGUUCCAGCCGAACCUUCUAAAUCCCCCCAACAAAAACUCGUAUUCUAAAAAGGAGAAAAAAAGCGACAGUAAACCUGAGUGGAAAAGUAACCCUGAAAGCAAAGAGAAUUGCGAGGUUGUCACUCCUGGCCAAAGCGAGGAAGGACCCACAGCGGCUGCAAAGAAAAAGUAUGUCAAACAUAAAUGGGUUCCAUUACACUUGGAGGAAAAGAAGUCCAAUAAACAGGAAAGGCCUGCUUCUCAGACUGAUUCUCCAUCUGAACCAAAUACAUCUAAAAACUUCAGACGAGGGCACCAUAUACAUGGGUGGCAGCGAGAUAGAAAAAGUGACCUAGAUGAGGUCUCAAGCACAAGAAGUGAAUCUAGCGGUGUUAGGGAAAACUUUAGAGGACGAGGAAGAGGAGGCCGUGGAAGAGGCAGAGGAAGAGGGCAUUCUUAUUUUCAGUAUGGUGUUCGUAAGGGGAAUGAGCCAUUUCACUCUGACUCAGUUGGAAACCGCAGAAGUAUGGUGUAUUGCUAUGAUUAUGGAACUGGUGUGCAGUAUUAUCCUUUAGAUGAAAAGCUGCUGAAGGAGUACCUGAAACGUCAGAUUGAAUAUUAUUUCAGUUUGGAAAACUUGGAGAGGGAUUUUUAUUUGAGAAGAAAAAUGGAUGCUCAAGGAUUUUUGCCUCUCUCCCUGAUAGCAGGCUUCCGUCGGGUGCAGUCUUUGACCACCGAUGUCAGUAAGAUUUGUGAGGCUUUGAAAGACAGCACAGAGGUAGAACUGGUGGACCAGAAAAUAAGGAGAAAGGUUGAUCCAGAAAGAUGGCCCAUUCCCACUACUCCAACUCAAGAAGUGACACGUACUGACUUCACCCGGUUCAUCAACUGCCCUGAGUUUGUACCUGGAAAUCUGCAGGCAUAUCACACAGGAUCUGCUCCUAAUUCUCCUAGGAAAGGAAGUCUUCUCUUUCCAGAAAGAAGUUUAGAACCCAGCAACCUGCAGACAAUGUCAAAAGGUUUAUCUGCCAGUCUGCCUGAUCUGGAUUCUGAACCAUGGAUUGAAGUAAAGAGAAGACACAGAGCUUCUCCCACAAAGCCAAAGGAAGCAGAGACCUGUCCAGUAACUCCAAAACAAGCGACUGAGGAAGUGGAGCAAGAAGAGCUAGACUUCAUGUUUGAUGAGGAGAUGGAACACCUACAGGGACGCAAAAAUAACUUCACAGACUGGUCUGAUGAAGACUCGGAUUAUGAGAUUGAUGAUCAAGACCUGAAUAAAAUCCUUAUUGUCACACAGACCCCACCUUACCUUAAGAAGCAUCCAGGUGGAGAUCGUACAGGAAAUCACACUUCACGAGCCAAAAUUACAUCUGAACUAGCCAAGGCUAUUAACGAUGGGCUGUACUAUUAUGAGCAGGACCUAUGGAUGGCGGAUAGUGAAACAGAUCACCUAGCAUUGAAGCAAGAAAUCGAAAACUUCAGGAAGUUAAAUCUCAUCAGUAAAGCAGAGUUUGACAUUCUUGCACCAGAGCUACCAGUUCAGCCAAAUACUGAUGAGUCCCCACCAAAUAUUCCCCACGUUUCCUCAAGGUGUUCCAGAAUCUCCUGUAUCUGUACCUGCUAGAACGCCUAAAACUCCCCGUACUCCACGCCUGCAGGAUCCCACCAAGACACCACGCUUUUACCCUGUGGUAAAGGAAACCAAAUCCAUGGAUAACCAGACCCCAAGAAAGAGAAAAACCCGGCACAGUUCAAAUCCACCUGUGGAAAGUCAUGUUGGAUGGGUAAUGGACGUCAGGGAGCACAGACCGCGGACUUCAUCAGUGAGCAGUUCCAAUGCUUCUCCUUCAGAAGGCACCCCACUUGUUGGAAGCUAUGGGUGCACCCCUCAUUCAUUACCCAAGUUUCAACAUCCUUCUCAUGAACUGUUAAAGGAGAAUGGAUUUACACAGCAAGUGUACCACAAAUAUCGUCGGAGGUGCCUAAAUGAGAGAAAAAAAUUGGGAAUUGGUCAGUCCCCAGAGAUGAACACUCUGUUCCGCUUCUGGUCCUUUUUCCUCAGAGAUCACUUUAACAAGAAAAUGUAUGAGGAGUUUAAAGCAAAUCUCUGUCGAAGAUGCCAAAGAAAACUACAGGUAUGGCCUGGAGUGCCUUUUCAGGUUCUACAGCUAUGGACUUGAAAGGAAAUUUAGACCAGACAUAUUUAAGGAUUUUCAGGAAGAAACUCUGAAAGAUUAUGAAACUGGUCAACUGUAUGGACUGGAGAAGUUUUGGGCCUUUCUUAAAUACUCCCAAUCCAAAAACUGUCUGUAGAUCCCAUACUGCAGAACCACCUGAGCAAAUUCAAGAGACUGGAAGACUUCCGAGUUGAUCCUCCGUUAGCAGAAGAGUCAGGACGCCGCAGACAUCCAUCUAAUUCAGGACAUGAGGACACCAGCCGUCGAAGGCAUCGUUCAGGCUCCUCCAAGGCCAUUCAUACCACUAAACAUUCAGUGGUCAGUCACUCUCAGGGCCCCUCUUAA
Molecule: messenger RNA, 2839 nt
Organism: Staurois parvus
Lineage: Eukaryota; Metazoa; Chordata; Amphibia; Anura; Ranidae
Source: the annotation of a GenBank genome assembly